Molecule: messenger RNA, 1377 nt
Organism: Phytophthora infestans T30-4
Lineage: Eukaryota; Oomycota; Peronosporomycetes; Peronosporales; Peronosporaceae
Product: ATP-dependent RNA helicase DBP5, putative
Exons: 3
Coding region: 1-1377 (458 amino acids)
Biological process (GO): poly(A)+ mRNA export from nucleus
Cellular component (GO): nucleus; cytoplasmic stress granule
Molecular function (GO): ATP binding; RNA binding; RNA helicase activity
Source: RefSeq, a predicted model, not a curated record
AUGAGCGAGACGGACGCUGCUGCGAAGACGACGGAGGAGGUCGCGCCGCCCGUUGAGACGGAAAAUAAGACCGAAGAUGCAGUAGAGGAGGUCACGCAGUCGCUGGAAGACAUCUUGGCGCUUGGUCAGGGUCUGGACGACGAGGACUACAAGGCCGAGCUCGAAGUGCUGCAGAACGACCCCAACUCCAACCUCUACUCGGCCGUCACCUUUGAGGAACUCAACCUGCCGGACCCGCUGCUCAAGGGCGUGUACAACAUGAAAUUCGCCAAGCCUUCCAAGAUUCAGUCUGUGGCACUGCCACUUAUCCUCGCCGAUCCUCCAGAGAACCUGAUCGGCCAGGCUCAGAGUGGCAGUGGCAAGACCGCUACCUUUGCUCUAGGUAUGCUCUACCGCGUGGACGUUAACCUCAAGGCUCCCCAAGCUGUCUGUGUGGGGCCCACACGUGAGUUAGUGCGUCAAAUUAUGGCUGUAGUGAACGCUAUGGGCAAGUUCCUCGGCGUGGAGACGUUCCUGGCCAUCCCCGGCAACGACCUGGCUCGUGGUGAGACUCUGAAGGCACAGGUGAUCGUCGGCACGCCCGGUAAGAUCGAGGGAAUGAUCAAGAAGAAACAACUGGACACUCGUGAAGUCAAGAUCUUCGUACUGGACGAGGCUGACGUCAUGGUGGCCGAAGACGGCAUGCGCGAACGCUCGGUGUCUAUCAAGCGAUUCAUCAAGAACCGUGCCUGUCAAUACCUGCUCUUCUCAGCCACAUACGCCGACGAUGUGCGUGAUUUCGCCCAGAAAAUGGUGCCCGACCACAACAUUAUCACCGUCAAGAAGGAGAAACUCACGCUGGACGGCAUCAAGCAGUUCUGGAUCGACUGCAAGACCCGCGACAACAAGUUCCAAGUCUUGUCGGACAUUUUCGCCAUCCUGAGUAUCGGCAAGUGCGUCAUCUUCGUGCAGCAACGUGACACUGCCAAGGAAUUGACGCGUCGGAUGCGUGAGAAGGGCCACUCGGUCGGCAUUUUACACGGUGCCGACAUGGCCAAGGAGGUGCGCGACCAGGUCAUCGACGAGUUCCGUGCCGGCACGACCAACGUGCUGAUCACCACGAACGUUCUGGCGCGUGGUAUCGACGUGGCGGGCGUCUCGUUGGUCGUCAACUUUGACAUCCCGCUGACUCGUGACCACCGUCCCGACCCGGAGACGUAUCUGCACCGUAUCGGGCGUACCGGUCGGUUCGGCCGCAAAGGUUGCGCUAUUAACUUCGUGUACGACAACAAGAGCAAGCAGGACCUCGCCGAGAUCGAAGAGUACUACGCACGUCCGAUUACGCAGGCCCCUGCAGACGAUAUCGAGGAACUCGAGAAGCUACUAGCUUGGGAAUAA